ACGUAAAAUUAGGAAGGAGUAUUCGAAUGAGCGUUUGGUUUUUGAGAAUAGUAGGCUUCCCCCACCACUAGCAACCGAUGAGUUUUCUCCACGACAGUGAAGGGUAAACAUGUCAUUCAUAAUCGACUCUGCCGCCAAGUGCGAACUCCGCUCUGUAAUUCGAUUUCUCUGUGCUGAGGGGCAUAACGCUGCGGAAAUCCACCGGAGAAUGAGCAAAGUGUAUGGUGACAACUUCAUGAGCGACAGUAUGGUCCGGAAAUGGUGCCGGGAGUUCAAAGGACGAACUGACGUGCAUGAUGAAGGCGGCCAGGGAAGAAAGUCUGUUGAUCAUCCACCGUACAGUCCGGAUUUGGCUCCAAGCGAUUUUCAUCUCUUUCCUAAAUUGAAACAAGCUCUAGGAGGAACACGUUUCAGAACAGGACAGGAGCUCCAAGACAUGGUCAGAACAUGGUUGGACGAGCAGGUGCCCCGCUAUGAGAAAUGCUUAAAUCGCCUUGGCGAUUACGUAGAAAAGUAGAGUAAGGUUGUAGCUGCGUAUGUAAAUAAAUAUUUGUAUAUACUUACCUUUGUUUUUAUUUGACAGCCAAUCGGAA
This is a messenger RNA of Photinus pyralis (common eastern firefly), 593 nucleotides long. RefSeq lists its product as uncharacterized. NCBI's taxonomy places the organism in Eukaryota, Metazoa, Arthropoda, Insecta, Coleoptera, Lampyridae. Bases 110 to 517 code for a protein of 135 amino acids. The transcript has 2 exons. Gene Ontology annotation, molecular function: nucleic acid binding. The record is from RefSeq and is a predicted model, not a curated record.